AUAAAGUAUCUAAAAGAGGGGAUUCACUUUAUUAACCUAUAUGAUGCUUUCAAUACAGCAUGUCUAAGACACAAAUUAAUACCAUCUCUUGCUCAGAAUGAUACACAAACACAAUAGGAGAAAAAAAGAAAAACAUGAUUAUAAGUGUCCAGAUCCCUUUUUAUGCGCAAGAAAAGCAAUCAAUUAAAGUGAUCAAGUGAAGGGCAGUCUAGUAAUUCAAUUUAAAAAGCAACAAAUUUUACUUUGCCUUUGAAAUUUGAAAUGCUUUCAUUCUCUCUCUAAAACAUUAAAAAAAAAAAAAAAAAUCAAUGGGAAUCAUGUCUGCCAAAGCAAAAGAGAAUGUUUAUAUAAAUGUAUAAUAAAGAAUGCAAAAAAAAAAAAAAAAAAACAGAAGAAGAAGAAGAAGAAGAAGAAAUUCUUUAAAAGAAAAACAAAAAAGAAACAAGGAAGAACAUUGCCAACCCAUGGUUCAGUCAUUAAAUUGAAGGCCAAAAGAAGGGUUCUUGUUCCUUCUCUUUCUUUCUUUCUCUCCUUCUCUCUCUCUACCCAAAUGAAAAUAAAACACUUCAUUCUUUACUUUCACAUUCAGUCUUUCUUGCUCAUACUCCAGUUGGGUCUGUUUAUGCAAGAUUUCAAGAACUCUCACACAAGCUCAGGUUCAUAUGAUUAUCUAAGCCAUCAUUGAUCACUCACUCCAUAUGACAAUUUCAAGGCAGCAUGCCUCUUACACAAUUGACAAAAGCAAAGCUAGAGAAGAUGCAUAAUGUGCAUUUCUUGCGCUCUAGGAAGCCUUGGUAUCAAAGAGCAAUAGAGAUGGCUACUCAAUGGAAGACAAUUUCCAAGUCCACUGAAGUUCCAUCAACAAAUUCUACAUUAUGGAAACUUUCCAACCCAAAAGAAAUUCCUACAACAAAUGCAACAUUGUGGAAGAGUAUUUCCAAAUCCACAGAAAUUCCAAUAACGACGACAACUACAACGACGACUGUGACGACAAACCCUAAUAGAGGGAAACUAAGAAAAUGCACAUCUCUUAGGGUUGCCACUUCGUUUACUCGGGUAUGUCUUUGUGCACCCAUCUCUUCCUACAAUGAGGUAUUUCGAGCUGACAUUCCGCCUAGAAGAAGCAAUAGUUACCCUAGAUCAAAACCCUUUCCUACAACGCAAGAAAGAAUUCCUAGCGCAAGACAUAGCACGGAAGGAAGAAGAGUUUUUCGGGGGAAAUCAUUGACAGACGAUGUUCUAAUGAGGAGAUUUGUUGUGGAGGAAGAGGCAAUGAUGCAAAUUAGAAGGAGAAAUCAAAUGGAAGUUAUUAGGAAGAGAAAUAUGAUGAGAAGAAAAAAGCUUGGACCAAGCCCUCUUAGUAAAAUGGUGAUGGCCGAGGAGGAAGAGGAAGAGGAGGAAGAAAAAGAAAUUACAUCAAAAGUUUGAAUGUUUAUUGGUGUUCAAACGGUAAAUUUUGAUAUUUCCCUCCCAUUUUCUUUUUUCUUUUUUAUUUUAUUUAUUUUUAUUCAGCUAAGAGGUUUGUACUUGUUGCAAGCAAUUUCUGCCAUUAAUAUUAGAUGGUUUGGGUGGUGAAA
This is a messenger RNA of Ricinus communis (castor bean), 1577 nucleotides long. RefSeq lists its product as uncharacterized. Bases 718 to 1428 code for a protein of 236 amino acids. The transcript is spliced from 3 exons. Lineage: Eukaryota; Viridiplantae; Streptophyta; Magnoliopsida; Malpighiales; Euphorbiaceae. The record is from RefSeq and is a predicted model, not a curated record.